UGCCCGUGCUGCCCCGUUCUGCCCGUGCUACCUCGUGCUCCUGUGCUGCCCCCGUGUUCCCGUGCUGCCCCCGUGUUCCCAUGCUGCCCCCGUGCUGCCCCCGUGCUCCCGUGCUGCUCCCAUGCUCCCGUGCUGCCCCGCUCUCCCCGUGCUGCCCCGUUCAGCCCUUGUGCUGCCCCGUUCUGCCUGUGCUGCCCCGUUGUCCCCGUGUUGCCCCGUUCUUCCCGUGUUGCCCCGUUCAGCCCGUGUCCUGCCCCGUUCAGGCCGUGUCCUGCCCCGUUCUGCCCGUGUUGCCUCGUUCAGCCCGUGUCCUGCCCCGUUCUGCCCGUGUUGGCCUGUUCUGCCCGUGCUGCCCCGUUCUGCCCGUUUGUGUCCUACCCGUGCUGUCCGUACCCGUUGGUGCCCCACCCGUGCUGUCAGUUCUCGCUCGUGCCCCACCCGGUCUGUGCUGCCCGGUCUCGUGCUGCCCGUCACCCCCGUGCGGCCCGUCCCGUACAGCACCUAGUUGCUACCCGAACCCGCUACCCGUACCCGUGCUCCUCGCACACCGUGCACCAGCUGCGGGGCGAUCAACCGCAGCCGGGCACCUGUUCCACCGCGGUGGUUCAGAUGCUGCUUGGUGGUUGCUGCUUGUCAGCUUCAGAGGGGGCCCCUUGCUGGUGUUCCCACGCCCUGUAA
This is a messenger RNA of Closterium sp. Naga37s-1, 678 nucleotides long. Lineage: Eukaryota; Viridiplantae; Streptophyta; Zygnematophyceae; Desmidiales; Closteriaceae. The record is from the annotation of a GenBank genome assembly.